Molecule: messenger RNA, 4969 nt
Organism: Chara braunii
Lineage: Eukaryota; Viridiplantae; Streptophyta; Charophyceae; Charales; Characeae
Source: the annotation of a GenBank genome assembly
CGGAUAUAAGCAUCCACUCCACGCGUACGGAAAGCAGGAACGACAAUUGUAGGGGUUGUAAACAAGAUUCAACGGAUGAUAAGAAGCCACUCAAGGGAGUUCAUCUGACACAUGCAGUUUCAAGUAUGUCCUGAGGGUGAUUGAUACAUGAAGGAAUGCGUGCAUGAAGCAGCCAUGGAAUCUUCCAUGGUAUGUCGCUCUGCGCGAUGACGGCCACGUGGCACUUUGGAUGGCCCAUGUCUGGCUCUCAGCCUUCUGCCCAUGGCGUUUGGAGGGGCUCGAGAAUAACAAUGCUCGAGGUUUGAUGACACUCCGUUAGCAAAUCAGUUCCUGGCAAACCGAUUCCCGCCAGUUCAAUUCCUGCCAAUUCCACAAUUCAUGUCAUCCGAAAUCCCGCCAGUUCCUCAAUUCAUGUUAACUGAAUUCCUGCCAAUUCAAUUCCCGCCCAGUUCCCACGAACUGAAGAGCUCCUACACUCCGUGGGCGGGGUUAAUAUGUUUGCCACGUCACUUGAGGAGUCGAUAGGAUUCCAGCGAAGUUGAUCAGGAUUGAGACUCGUUAAUUAGUAGUCGUGCUUGUGCUGCACCCAGCCCAACCCUCCCAGAGGAGUCGAUAGGAUUCGACACUGGGAUGGAGAUGGCGUUGGCAAGGCGGCGACCACUGUUACUGCCAGAGACUUGCGCGGCACUGAGUCUUUUUCAAAUUGCAGAAAAGUCAGUGAGCUCCGAUGAACUGGACGGUCAUACAGAGACUGAUGGCUCUCGGCGACUGACCGUCACGGAGGGGAAGGUUGCAGGACCGGCCUUGCCUCCACUAGGGGCCGAGCAACACCCGCGGUUGAGGCCAAAACCCCGUUCAUCUGGUGGCACAAAGAUCCCAAUCGAGACGGCGGGACUCGAUCAGCCCGAAUCAACGUCGGGCAAAUCAGACGGUGCAGCACUGAUGAGGGAGAGGGGGAUGGACUCGCAUGCUGAGCUGUCCACUGCUUCAGAGCCACAUCAGCGGGCUCUGUUGGAUAACGCCGGUUUAGUUGGAGAAUUGGCAGGGGGAAGGCUGAGGGGAGGAGGAACCUUCCGCCUGGGAAUCUUGCGCUUGCCGCCCGCCCAAGGCCAUGGGCACCCUGACGUGGAGGGUGGUGGAUUGCGGUCCUGGGAUGCUGACCUAGAAGAGCCUUUUUCCGCAACGACGGGCGGCCACAGUACUCAGUCUGACACAUGGCAAAAGGAGAACACUGGGAUCCAGGUUUCCACAAUAAGUGAAAGAGCUGGAACAGGUGGGGAACGCCAGAAUCCAGGCACUAGCGUGGAAACUAAAGCAACGUCAGGGGCCAUGGAGAAGAUGGUGAAGGGACCGGAGCAGAUGGCUCGAGAAGGUGAACCAAUCACAGACGAGAACGUGUUGGCAGCCUUUACAGUAGACGGCCUGAGGCGCAUAGGCGUGUGCGACGGUGCAUUGGUGAUUGUGAAAUCGCUUGCGAAUGGGAUCGCCAGGGUGGCAAUUGCAACUGCACUCGAUUCUUCUAUGGUGACCCGGCAGCUCGGUGUUUCACCUGAUGAAAAUAACAGCAGCAGAUCUUCACGCAGGGGUCACCAGAACAGCACUUCUGUCUCUGAGACGGUGACGAAGUUGAUCACUGACCGGGUCCAGUUUUCCCCAGCAGAUGACGUGGCAUAUCUAUCGCCCAUGUUGGCAUUCAAUCUACAACUUCACCUCCAAUUGCAGCCUCAUGUGGAUCUCCCAUCUGUUCCUUUGCACGUAUCAUCAAAGUCUGAGUCUAUGGAAUCUUUGUCAACGCCGCCUGCACCUUUGUCCACGUCAUCAUCCAUGUCAUCAAGCUUGCCAGCUGUUGCAGGUAUUGGAAGGCUUCAAGCCAGUGGGCUUGAAGAAAGAGAUGGAGGGAAGGCCAGUCAGGAUGCACUCACGGUCGGGAGUCAGUUGACGGCACAAACGCCAGCUUCAUUGUUUUAUGUGGACAUUGUUCCUUAUUAUCGCGGCACCCAACUUAAGGCUGGAUUGGCAGCAGGUCAUGCAGGAGGAAGCAAGGCUCAUCAGGAAUCAUUAGCGGAACGCAGUAGGUCGGCAACGUCUGAACGUAUCGGUGUUGGAAGGCUGCCGACAUAUGCAUCACUGGUCCGUGUGGCAUCCAUCCCAAUGCCGAAGAUGGAGCCGUCGCUGGUCGACAAUCUUGACCUGUUUAAUCUGAUGAUACAGAGCGAGGGUAGUGCCGGCCAAUUCUCGCAGGGUGGUGGGAAUCGUGAGCCACCAGGUGACCCAUACAGCAAGAACAUCGAUGAAUCUAUCUGCAAGUAUUUUUCGGGUGAUCGCUUUGUUGCAAAAGGCGACGUCUUUGCAGUACCGGUUGUUCAUGGUGUGACAGGUAUGGUGGGGGGGAACAGCGGCAGUGGCGGAAUCUGCACUCAGCAGAAUGGAGUGUCGAGCGAGUCUGCACGGGCAGCCAAAGUUGUUGUGCAUUUCUACAAGGUCCUGUUUUUGCUGCCAUCAAAUGAGCCUUUCCUCCGCGUUCAAAAAGACCAUUCCACAUUGAUGCUUGCAGGAACUGCCACAUCGCUUCUUCCACCUGCGGAUGCUGUUUUGGGUAAUGGUACAUCGCCAUACAUCAUGCUUGGAGGGCUUGAGCCUCCUGCGGUCAGGGAAAUCGCCACACUCAUGGCUCCUCUGCUUCAUCCCUUGACUGCUCCUCUUGGAAUGAGGACGGCAAUCCUUCUUCAUGGUCCAGCAGGUGUGGGAAAACGGACCUCCACAAGGGCCGCUGCAAAGCGACUGGGAGUUCAUCUUGUGGAGGUGAACUGCUACAGUUUGCUACGGAGCUCGGAUGCGAAGAUGGCCUCGGAGGUCACUCGUGCCUUCAAGACAGCUGCGCAGUAUUCACCUUGUAUGUUGCUUCUCCGUAGGUUUGGUGCGCUUGCCAAGUCGUAUACCCCAGGGAACCCUCCCAACCCUGCUUUUCCUUCAUCUUCCCAGAUAGCGUUGGCUUUAAGACAAGCUAUUGAAACUUACUCGCAGCCCUACAACAUGCACAGGAAUGAGGAUUCGUAUCGGCAAGAAGACGGUAGCAGGGACACUCCGGGCCGGAAGUAUUUGCUAAGCGAUUAUACAUCUGUCGACUUCAGACGCUCGGAGCUUGGAGGGGAGGAUAACUUCUGGGUGGAGAUGGAGGAACCGUUAAGAAGGCGGCCGUUGGUGAUAGUUGUAGCAGCGGUUGAAAAUGCUGAUAACCUUUCAGUGGCGAUGAGGAGAUGCUUUACGCAUGAGAUUGCCGUGAAGCCUCCAAAUGAUGAAGAAAGUCUGGCAUUGCUCAAACACUACCUCUUAAGACGGGAAGAAGACAAUCUGGAUGAAGCGGAUGCAGAAAUACUCUUCCAAGGUGGUGUUGAUGGACAUGCAGAGAUGGAGGACAAGGCCAAUCAGAAAAUGAAAUUGAAGGAUAAGCCCCCAAGUUUUUGUGACGAAAGUUUCUUGAAAACUGUGGCUUCACAAACUGUGGGUCUGGUUGUCAGAGAUCUUCGCGCGAUAGUGGCAGAUGCGGCGAUGUUUGCGGCCGAGAGAGUUCUGGUGCAAGUUGAGGACAGCCAGAGAUGGAGUGAUGAAACUGUGGAUGCGAGCAAUGGGCCAGGUGUCAGGAGUCGGGGGAGGGUCGAAGAGCAGACAAACCAUGCAAAACGCAAACAUCCGGGGAGAAGGACUGAUCAAAAUGUACAAGAAGAAGCAGUUAUGGAGAUCCCUGCCGAAGGCGGGAACGAGGACGAGACUCGUAGGUAUCACAAGGGACAGGAACUGCAGGUGCUUCAAGAUGAUGUGAACAAGGCACUUGGCCGGCUGAAGCUGAGAGCGGCAUCCAAAAUAGGCACUCCAAAGGUGCCCAAUGUAAAAUGGGAGGAUGUUGGUGGGCUGGAAGAUGUGAAAUCUGCAAUACUUGAUACAAUCGAGUUACCUUUGAAACACCGUGAGCUUUUCUCAUCGGGUCUGCGACGGCGAUCAGGCAUACUUCUUUAUGGUCCUCCAGGAACUGGAAAGACUCUGCUGGCAAAAGCAGUUGCAACAGAGUGCUCACUGAAUUUCUUAAGUGUGAAAGGACCGGAGCUGAUCAAUAUGUACAUAGGAGAGAGCGAGAAGAACGUUCGUGAAAUAUUCGAGAAGGCAAGGCAAGCGCGGCCAUGUGUGGUGUUUUUUGAUGAAUUGGACGCACUUGCGCCAGCACGUGGGGCAAGUGGAGAUUCCGGCGGUGUCAUGGAUCGUGUUGUAUCACAAAUGUUGGCUGAGAUUGAUGGGCUGCAAGGUGGUGGUCAGGACCUUUUCAUAAUCGGUGCGAGCAAUCGCCCUGACUUAAUCGACCCUGCAUUAAUGCGCCCAGGUCGAUUCGAUAAGCUUCUUUAUGUCGGUGUCAGUGCUGACGUGAUGCAACGUGUCAGAGUUCUCGAAGCGCUUACGCUCAAGUUCAAGCUGGAUGCUAGUGUUGACUUGUCGGCAAUUGCGCAGCGAUGCCCGCCAAACUUCACAGGCGCCGAUCUCUACGCUCUUUGUGCGGAUGCAUGGAUGCAGGCAGUAAAGAGAAAGGUUGACUGCAAGAUGAGCGAUAGCGAGGAGCACGCGGACGAAAGCGGUGACAACGAUGACGAAGAUGACGUGGUUGUUAAAAUGGUGGAUUUCAAGAAGGCCCAAUCCGAGCUGACACCGUCGCUCUCAAUGAAAGAGCUGGAGCGAUACAACCAUUUGCGGACGCAAUUUGAGGGCCAGCAAAGCUCUCGUCGGGGCUGAAUAAUCUUACACACUGAAGCUGAUUGCCCCAAAAAAAAAAGACAUCUUGCAGGUUGGUUCUUCCCUGCCCGCUGCUCGUUUUGUUUCCACAAUGUGCAAGUGUACACUGUACACGCCCUUUUUAAGGCAGAUCGGGUGGAUCUGGCGCUUAACCACACGAGAAGCGGCCAGCCUUGCUGUUUUCUGAACACUC